Molecule: messenger RNA, 5282 nt
Organism: Amoebophrya sp. A25
Lineage: Eukaryota; Dinophyceae; Syndiniales; Amoebophryaceae
Source: the annotation of a GenBank genome assembly
CGUGGUCACGCUUCGGUCCUACUCUCGUCUAGACCUCCGACAAUACUCUGACGCGUCGGUCCUCUCGUGUACGCCGUCGCCGACAAGAAGAGCGUCCUCAUUCUUCGCUCUUAUAAUCGUUCAGGGCAACAUUUGGAGGUCGAUAUGAGAAAAGUGUCUUGGCGUUGUCAUCGUGUUGGAGCUAGCCACAUUGGACACAAAAUGUCUCAUUUCGUAGCUUCGUUCCGGUUUCGUCCAUAUUAGUAGGGGCUUAUCAUGUCUGCUUUUAUGCCGUCAUUCAGCCAUGACACUUUCCAGGAUUUGACUGAUUGAAGAUCUAAGAUAACAACUGUUUUAUCUUCCCGUGCUGAGUUGUACAUGAUCAGCAGCAUCUUCAUCAUCAUGACACUUUCCAGUCUUGUGCACUCGCUCCUCUCGUCACCUCUGGAGCCGGUGGCUACAACGACGAAUCGGCGUAAUAUUGCAACGUCUUUUGAUAUCGUAGCUUUGCCGCCCCCUGGUGGCGUUCUCAAAUACCACCAUUAAGGCUAGACACGCACUAUCAUUUCUGGUGUGACACAUCUGGACUCUCUCCCCUCUCUUCCUCUUCAAGAAAGCAAAGGAUGAGACAAUCAAUUCAGAAUUAUCCUAACACAGUUUUAGGAUAAUCCUGAGUGAACUGUCUCAUCCUGCUUUGAUGUUUCCCCUUUCGUCAAGGGGAAGAAAGAAAGCAAGGGGCGGAAACAAAGUCUUUCGCAACUCACUCGGCAACAGAUAGUGAGUGGCUAGCGUUAACAGCAGCGCUAUUCCUCUCCGCAUGGUGCAAAUGGCAUCAACGGAGACGCAGAAGCUGUCGUUGGAGCAAAUAGCCUCAGUCAAGGACAAGCCUUUGGAAUGUCAGGUGGAACCUCGUCACCUGGAGUUAAGGGUUCUUGUAAGUUGACCGAUCUAUGAGCAUAUCUAUGGCUUCUUCAACUAGGAAAGUCAUAAAUAAAAAUAUGCGAGCUAGACCGGUCAGGUUGUAACCGCUAAUGGAGACGAUGACCUAGGAAAUCUUGGUCAAGGAGUAGUGCCUGGAAGUACUGCAGGCCUACGAAACCCCACUGGCCCAUCCGUGAGACCGCCAGAGGGCGACGUCUGUAUGGAUGAUGUUUUUUCCCCCAUCUAGGUCAGAGAGCCAUCUUCUUCUAGGCUGGUGUCCCUUUGGUUCCCCUCGAACCUGUGUACUUAUAGCUUAAGGGGGUACUUAGUUUUUCCCUCAUCAUGAUCCUAAGUUAGUACCUCCUCCAAUCAAAGCUUAGAGGGAAGCCUCGAUGGUCUGGCCCUAGAGGGGAGAAAAUACACCAUUCAUAGUUUGGCUUGUUCUUGAUGAAGCACCAGAGGAGACGAACGCACUGGUUGAAACAGACAUCUUCAAUAAAAGAUGGAUGCAUAUAACCGAUCCGAAAUCGGAUCCGAUGGGGAUUAAUUGUCUGGUUAUGGCGUUGAACUUCAAAAACAACUACAUGUAAACUGAUUUGGAUCUUCAUUCGUGUUGUGUUAAUACCUCGUAAAGUUAUAGAGUCCCGCCGGUAGUCGAGGAGUACCACCCGAGAUGCCAAUCAAUCUAUCGAUCAAUCUAUCAAUCAAUUACUCAGUAUUCAGUAAGUGCUCUUGAGGCUACGACUUCGGCACUUACACAUGGUAAGCACUUGAUCCUGUUAUACAUGGCAAGUCAAUUUUGCCGACUCCUGUUGAGCCUGAGUAAGAAAGUCAAAGCUUGUAUCUGUAGUAGAGACACAACAACACCUCCAGACUCAGACGUCGUGAAAUCAAAGACUUCUAGAUCAACAAAUAUAGGUCUUCUAACGCCCGUUCUGCGCAUAGUCUGCCCAUGCAUGGUCCGAACGCUGGGAUGGCCUCAUGGAGACAUCCAGCUUUCCUCUUCAAUCGCCGCGUCCAUAAAGUACAUGUUACACUUAAGGCCACGGUAACUAAAUCUUGCAACUUCAUGAUCGAUGCUAUCAAAAGUAAGUACAACAUAUUUGUUUUUUUCUUUCACGAGGAAGAGAACACUCAUCUACCACAGAGAAACACUCUGUGCUAGAUGGAGGUGACAUCACUGGAUGUCACCCUACUUUGGAGGGGAUAUGAUCACUGGAUUGAUUUAUUAGUUACAGCACUUGCCCUUGUUCUAUCAUAUAUUCUCAGCAAGACGGACUCGUCUCACGCUGAAAACCACUUAAUAAUUGGCUACAGCACUGCUCUUCACGGAGAAAAUACUGGAUUGACUUGCCCUUGUUCUAUCAUAUAUUCUCAGCAAGACGGACUCGUCUCACGCUGAAAACCACUUAAUAAUUGGCUACAGCACUGCUCUUCACGGAGAAAAUACUGGAUUGACUUGCCCUUGUUCUAUCAUAUAUUCUCACCAAGACGGACUUAUCUCACGCUGAAGAGGACUUAAAAGUCGUUGACUACACCAGAGUGACUCUAAUGCCAUCAAUCAAAAGAUGUUUCAGCCGGUGAACAUGGCUUCAGAAGACGGUCAUGAUGGAGAGCGGGAAGAAAUUGCACCAAAAUUGCUGUGGGAUGCAGUCUAUAAAGGAACAGUAGACUCAGAUUAAGGCUCUAUAAUUCGUCGGAUUCAUGGAGGAUUGAUCGUCGAGUUUUAAGUAGAUUAAGGAGGCUUUACAGCUGCGGGGUUAGCAGAUCAAUUGCCCUAGUAUAUACUAACUAUGUAAUCGAGGAUCGAAAUAGAUUGUAUAGAUGCUUAAGUUAGAUUGAGUCUGCUGUAACAACUAUACUCACUUGGGGCGAGCGGACGAAUUCGCAAAGUUUUCCUCACACGACUUUUCUCUCGCCACCUCUCUCCCUGCUCGUCCAAAACCAAGGUCUCGGUAGUUCCUCUGCCAUCGCUUCCUCCAAAUACUGCCAGUACGCUCUACUUCCUCUCUAAUCUUAAGGGUCCGACUUUGAGCUCGCUGGCUCUGCAGUCCCGGAUGGUGGAGGAAAGAUGCCCUACUUCCGCAAGUUCUGUCCACCAGUGGAUACCAGAUCGGAAUAUCAGUUGUGCGUUGCGGACGAAGAUAACGACAGCUGGAAGGAAUGCUAUAAUCUAUUACGAUCAUUAUAGCUGGAAAUGGAGUAAGUGCUAUAAGCUCUUACCAUUGUAACAAUUCUUUAUCGCUCUCUAGGACUAGUAGAGUGGUAGACUCGUGCUCGUUUUUCUCGGCUCUUAUUUCGCGCUUACCAGCUGUUACGAUAGCUGGAAUACAGAUGAGUGCUAUGAUCUAUUAGGGAUAUUUAACGUUUUUCAAACGUACCCUAUUUAUUUUGCGUAUCUUCGGGACCUCUCAUCAGGUUUUUCAAGUAGGAGUGGUAUGACAAAAAUCCUGGUUGUAGAACAAAUCCACUUAUAAACUCUAUAGUCAACUACAUAGUUUUUGUAAGUAUUUUGAUUUGGUUCUAGCUGAAGAUUCCCUCAUCGCUAUUACAUCUCACUACACAAUUCAUGCUAGUUCAAGCUGAAGAUUCCCUCAUCGCCAUGAUUACAUGUCACUACACAAUUAUAUUCACUUUCUAACACAAGUUGUUGGCGGCGUCCGCCCACCUGGGGAGAAGCCUCGAUUGAAGCCUAAGAUGCACUCGGUGGCCGGUUCUAUUGCGGGACCGUGGGAAGGGUUGUUGCCAGUGAAGGAUUUAGUUAAGGCUGUUCAACAUGUAAUAAUGUAACGUAUUUGCUUGACUUCUUGAACGGAUCACUGCUUGCUGGAUCCUAUGUAUUUGCUUGACUUUCUGAACGGAUCACUGCUUGCUGGAUCCUAUGUAACGUAUUCGAAAACUGAAAAUAACCGAGGUACUGACUGAAAUAAGGGAGGUAGCUUUGACAGGGCUACUCUUCCUUCUCAUCAGUAUCUCGCCUCUAUAUUAAGUAGUUACUCGCUUAUUUCAGUUUUUCGAAUACAAUUUUCCAAUAACUGAUUCAUCAACUUGAUGAAAGUCUGAGCAACAAGUUGUUCUCGUUGUGUUGUGUUGAACUCGUCCUCUAACCUAUGGUAUGCAGUUCAGAAAGAAAAUUUCUACACAACUGGCCAAGUCGACGCGCCGGUGCCAGAUUUUGUGGGUGAAUACCUAAGUCCGAUCAGUGGAGGGCUCACUUCGUUUGACGGAACGCUGGGUGCAAGUUCAGGUGGAGUGCAUGGAAUUUUUAAGGCUACUAGAUUUGAAAAUAUGAAUUUUUAUUAAGGCAGAUGAUUUUAUACAUGCAACAUGAGUGAAAGAGCAUGGCAUUCAUCUACGUUCUUGGAGUAAACAAGCAUUCUUCUUGUUGUAAUUCCAUUUAGAAGACAGUUUUAGAUAUAGUACGGCCUGAAACCUAAUAAAGAAGAUAAGCACCUUGAAGCACAAGCAACAAAUAUGUCGAUCCUGAGCGAUUACUGAGGUUCACCUAGGAUUUACUUGAUAAGGAGCUGCAGCGGACACCAGAAAUGCAUAGUUGUAUGAGUCGCGUCUCUAAUCGCACUCCCGUUCUUGACCCUCAUGGUACCCACAGCGAACAAGCAAGUACAACCGCAGUACCUGGAGUAAGAGAACAAGGCUCAUCUCCCGAAGAUUUCCUUUCAUCCGUAGAUGAUUAUCGAGGCGGCGGUCAGGCAUCAACUCAUCGAACCGUCCUCCCCGGGCGGUUGGGGAAACCGCGCUACCCAUUCAUCGUAGAUGCGUACGAAGAUGAAGGGAAAGCCCCGCCAAUACCUAUGCAAUUUUCAUGAUAUAAUGUUUCUAGUGCUGCUUUUGGCUGGGAAUCGGCGUACCAAUAGACUUGUGCAAUUCACGCGGGUUCUAUGUUGGAGACGACCAGACGUUGUAUUGAUGGAUACCUUCUAUGCACGACCAGUUCUGAUGAUAUUGGCUAGGGCCGCUCGAGCUCGGCGUACGCGUACCACAUGGAAAUGUGAGUAUCUAAAUGCAUGUCCCGUAACUGGUAGGAGGGCUGGCUGAAACUACUUCGAAUGCGGCGUACUAGUACAGGGAUGUCAAUACCACCUAUGCACUAGUUCUCGCAAUAAGGGCUACGACUGAUUGGAAAACCUCGGCGUGCUUCAGCCUCGUUGAGAAUACGUGGCCCUGCCUCAUUGAGAGUAGGGAUAGGACGUGAGAAGGACCAGGACAAGAUGAGUUUAUCACAUGACGAAGUCGAACAUGUCUCAUACAUCAGAGUACAACAAAUACUCCUUCAAUUUUGUGGGACAUGUUAACCUCCGUCUUUCGCGAGUCAUUCUGGUGAUGCUUCUAGUGUAGUCCUCGUGAAUCAAGUUCAGUAAGUC